Molecule: messenger RNA, 2226 nt
Organism: Camellia sinensis
Lineage: Eukaryota; Viridiplantae; Streptophyta; Magnoliopsida; Ericales; Theaceae
Source: RefSeq, a predicted model, not a curated record
AUGUCAAUGUCAAUGGAGAACAGAACCAUGGUAGAUGAAGAAAUUACAGUGGGCUUUGAUGAUGAGGCGUUGACUAUAAAAAAGCUACUUGCUGGAGGGAAGAAGCAGCUACAAAUGAUAUCAAUUGUCGAGAUGCCUGGACUCGGUAAGACUACUUUAGCCACAAAACUGUACAAUGAUCCUUACAUCACACACUACUUUCAUAUUCGUGCAUGGACCUAUGCUUCUCAAUCACCCAGAAAAACAGAUAUGUUGUUGGACAUUUUAUGUUCUCUUAAUGUCGAUGAAAUUAAAAACAUGACCAAUGAGAAGCUAGGCGAAAAGUUGUACAAGCAAUUAAAAGGCAAGAAAUAUCUCAUUGUCAUUGAUGAUUUAUGGGAUAUUGGUGCCUGGGUCGAUCUUAAAAUGUAUUUCCCGAAUGACAACAAUGGAAGUAGAGUUAUGUUCACUAGUCGCCUCAAAGAGUUGUCUAUGCAUGCCUCAUCUGAUUGCCAUCCUCGUUGUCUGCGUUUUCUCACUGAAGAAGAGAGUUGGGAGUUUUUACAACUGAAGGUGUUUCAAAAUGAAAGUUGCCCUCCAGAACUGAUUGAAAUUGGGAAGCAAAUAAUGAAAAAAUGUGAAGGGCUUCCGCUUGCAAUUGUUGUAAUAGCAGGACUCCUUGCAAAGAACAUCAAGACACAAGAGUCGUGGAAACAAGUUGCCCAAAGUGUAAGAUCAUACAUUGUUAGUGAUCCAAACCAGUACUUGGACACACUAGCACUGAGUUACAAUCACUUGCCUCGUCACCUGAAACCAUGCUUCCUCUAUUUAGGAGCAUUUCCAGAUGACACAGAAAUCCCGGUGCAGAAGUUGAUUUGGUUAUGGAUAGCUAUGGGGUUUAUACAAAAAAUUGGGCAGAAAAGCUUGGAGGAAGUAGCAGAGGAUUACUUAAUGGAUCUAAUUAAGAGAAGUCUGGUAAUUGUUGCUCAAAAAAGGUUUGAUGGUCGAAUUAAAGCAUGUCGUAUGCAUGAUUUGUUGCGUGAUUUAUGCUUGAAGAAAGCCAGCGAAAUUAAUUUCCUGCAGUGGAUUCACAAUUAUAAAGCUCCUUCUUCAAGUAAUUACGAAACAAAUAACCAGCGCCGCCUGUGCAUACUUUCUUACUUCGCACAGUCUUAUGCCCCAACAGUUCUUCAACCAUUAUUGUGCUUCGGAUAUGAGUUUGAGAAAAUAAUUGGUUACAACGACAAUUCGUUUGAUGAUGUGUGCUCGUUUAUUUGUUGGACCUUCAAACUUCUUAGAGUGUUGGAAAUAUGCCAUAACAAUGCCUACUUUCCAAGAGAAUUAACACAACUUGUUAAUUUGAGGUAUUUGGCAAUUAAUUUGAAAGAUUCCUGGGAAUUACCGCCAUCAAUAUCCAAUCUCUCAAACCUAGAGACACUUCUUAUUAUUUCACCAUGGGGUGAGGUUAUUCUGCCAUGUAAUGUUUGGAAUAUUACAAAAUUGAGGCAUCUUUAUGCUAAAAGAGGUGCAAAAUAUGAUGCGUCUUUAUGUUCUGAAGAAGCAGUAACAGAUCACAACCAUUUCUCUAUAUUAGAAAACCUACGAACCAUCGCUAACUUAAACUGUUAUGGAUUUAUUCAGGAUUUAUUAGCAAGAACUCCUUUUCUUACAGAGCUGGGAAUUUGUGGACGACUCUUUUCAGAUUCGGGGAAUUGGAUGUUUCUUAACCUAGAAUUUUUAAGAUACGUUGAGACUUUGAAGCUAUGCAGCAAUUUUUUCCCCAGAUACCCAACUACUCUCAGAGGGGUCAAGUUUCCUGCAAAUAUUAGAAGGCUAACCUUGAAAUAUACAGGGAUAGAGUGGGAGGAGAUAUCAGUCCUUGGGAUGAUGUUACCCAACCUUGAGCUUCUCAAAUUAGAAAGGCAUGUUGCCUGGGGACAGCAAUGGGCAACAACUGAUGGUGGGUUUCCUCGACUCAAAUUCUUGAAACUGAAGGAGCUCAAUGUUGAGCGAUGGAUCACAUGCUCUGGUCACUUUCCAAGCCUUCAACACUUAUCGUUGGAAUGGUGUCAACAUCUCAAGGAAAUACCAUCUAGUUUGGGGGAUAUACUCACUCUGCAGAUGAUUGAGGUAAACUAUUGUGGCUUCACUGUUGUGGAAUCUGUCAGGAAAAUGAAGCAAGAGCAAGAGAGCAUUGGAAAUAAUUGGCUCAAAGUGCUGAUUAGGGGAAAACGGUGGGCCCUCUGA